Messenger RNA from Colletes gigas, 974 nucleotides. RefSeq names its product 39S ribosomal protein L40, mitochondrial (gene mRpL40). NCBI's taxonomy places the organism in Eukaryota, Metazoa, Arthropoda, Insecta, Hymenoptera, Colletidae. The coding region runs from base 346 to 960 and encodes 204 amino acids. The transcript has 5 exons. The record is from RefSeq and is a predicted model, not a curated record. Gene Ontology annotation, cellular component: mitochondrial large ribosomal subunit; mitochondrial ribosome.
UUCGAUUUCGAGAAACAUUCGCGCCAAUUAUCUUACGUAAUACACAAUUAACAAUAUUUAUGUUCUUAUGUCGAGUCGAUGUUCUCGAAUUAUAUAUUGUUAAUGAUCAUUAUCAUUACUGUUCUCAGAUUAUUUUGUUUUUAUUUGCAAUUACUACACACACAUGUAGAUAGUAUUAAAUAUAUUUUAAGCGGCAUACUUCGCCAAUUAUUUCCAAUUAUUACUUUGUAACACUUUGUACAAUGUUUUCAUGCUUACAGUUAAUAAUCAAAUGUUAUAGGUAGGUUAUAAAAGCUGGAAGUAACAAAACAAUAUUAAAGACUGAAAUAGUUGGGAUUCGUAGAAAUGAUAGGUGUAUUAAACGUGGUGAAUACUUUCUCCAGGUUGUCCAUGUCUUCGAUCGUUAGUCCAUGCAAUGUUUCCACAUGCGCAUAUCCAUUGUAUUUUCGAGUUACCGAUAUGCUUUUAGGAGAACCGCUUAAAAAGAAAAGAAGACUGGAUCCUUCCAUUAUCAGAGCUAGGGAAGAGAGAAAGAAGAAGAAACUGGAGAAACAAAUACGCCGUUUACAAAGACAUGUCAAGCAGCUGAAACCACUGAACGAAAUCAAUGUACCGACCGAAUUAAUCGAACAGAAAGAGGAACGAUCCCGUCCUCUUACACCACUGUCCAUACAAGAAAUAGAAAGAAGAAGCUUGUUGAUUAAAGAAUGGUCCAAGUACAAACACAGAGAAUGGAAGAAAGACGUGCAUGUUAUGGAAUCUAUCAUGCUUUCGCAAGAAAAAGCAUUAAACGAAUUGAAAGCGGCAUCAGAGGAACUCUACAAAAAAGCAAUAGAAACCGACGAUUCCUUUUUGCCAUACAGUGCAGUUGGGCCAGUACAUAAUCCACCAAUAAAUGAUUAUGAUAGUCCAGACGGUGUUUAUAUAAAUAUUACUACGAAAUAUGUUGGAGAAACAUGAAUAAGUACAUGAAU